Molecule: messenger RNA, 1755 nt
Organism: Mollisia scopiformis
Lineage: Eukaryota; Fungi; Ascomycota; Leotiomycetes; Helotiales; Mollisiaceae
Product: putative transesterase
Exons: 1
Coding region: 406-1641 (411 amino acids)
Source: RefSeq, a predicted model, not a curated record
GCGGGGUGAUGUCUUCGACCUCUGGGGCUGCUCUUUGAAAUCCCUGUGAGUUACCUUUGACAAUCGAGGAGCCACUUGGUACUGUUUUGUGAUAGUAUCGUUAGCAAGAUGAUCGAACAAGAAGAAAGGUGAAGAUCUGGCACGGAGAAUAAGCUUUAUCUCCUUCUACGUCCGACUCGGCGACACGUUUCUCCGGCCCUCUUUUGGGAUCUACGUUCGCUUAAAUGGACACAAACACGUGAAGCCCCUCACUUCGAUUCACCUCGACUCAUCACACUUCAGCUCUCAACGUUGUGUUGAAAGCACAUCCUAUAACCUGCAUCUACUCUUAAUCUUCAUCUCUCUUUCGGAUUUCUCCUUAUUGUAUGACCCAUUGAAACCUAAGUGGUCGUUUGCGAAGCUGCCAUGGCUGAAGCAGAUAUGGAAAAAGAAUUCCAAGCUGCCAUCGACUCUGGCAAAAUCAAGGGCGUCAUUGUCUGCGCCACAGACGCCGAGAGCAAUUUUGUUUAUGAGAAAACACUGGGAGAGCGAACACUACUGUCUGGUGAAAGACGGCCUCACCAGCUUGACGAUGUUCUAUUCCUUGCUUCAGCCACCAAGUUACACGCCACUAUCGCCGCUCUUCAAUGUGUCGAGGACGGACUAUUAUCACUGACGGACGACUUGUCGACCAUCUUGCCUGAACUUGCCGCCCAAAAGAUCAUCACUGGAUUCUCCGAGGACGGCGAAACGCCGCUGCUUGAACCACGAACCCGUCCCAUCACUCUCGAAAUGCUGCUCUCACACAGCUCUGGGGCCACUUACUAUUUUCUCGACCCUAUGAUCGCUCGCUGGCGCCAGAAAUUUGCACCCAAGCCCGAAACCCUUGCUAAAAGCAGUGUGCCGGUCGAGGACAUGUUCGACUACCCGCUCAGCUUCCAACCUGGCACCAGCUGGAUGUACGGCCCAGGACUGGACUGGGCUGGUCGGGUAGUAGAGCGUGUAAGUGGCAAGACUCUCGGCGAGCGUAUGCACGAGCGUAUCUUCGACCCUCUUGGCAUCACAGACGCUCAAUUCUACCCCGUGGCACGUGAGGACUUACGUGCACGCCUCGUUGAUCUGAACCCUGAAGACCCCGAAGUCUAUGGCAAAGCCGUGAUGGGAGGGCCCAACGACAUGAACAAGCUUGGAAAGGGAGACUUCGGCGGCCACGGCUUGUUCAUGACGGCUCCGGACUACGUCAAGGUGUUACACUCCCUACUUGCCAACGAUGGCAAGAUCCUCAAACCGGAGACGGUCAAUGAUAUGUUUGAGAACCAUCUGAGCCCAGAAGCAGCUGCUGGCCACAAGGCCGCGGUAUCGGAGGAAAACCCUUUUGGCAUCUUCUUCCGUGUCGGUACUGCGCCAGGUUCAAAGGCUGGAUAUGGACUGGGUGGACAUCUCACCUUGGAGGACGUUGAUGGUUGGUACGGCGAACGCACACUUACCUGGGGUGGUGGUCAGACUUUCGCUUGGUUCGUCGACCGGAAGAACGACUUAUGUGGUGUUGGUGCAAUUCAGGCCACAAUACCCACUGAUCCCGAAGUUGCCCAUACGCUUAAGCAGACGUUCCGCCAUGACAUCUAUCGCAAGCGGGCUCAGUGGAAGAAGGAACAAGCAUAGGACUGACUCACAUGAAGAUGGUAGAAAUCGUUUGUUCAGGCAUCUACAUAGAUAAGCUAAUGGGAAUGUAUACAGCUUCUUUGCCUUCAAUCCCAGUCAUUCAGUGUUGUCUCC